AUGGAUCUAGAAUCUAACCAAGCCUUGGCAGAAGAGUGGAAGACAGAGGCGGGGCUGCUCCUUUCCUCGCAACUUCUAUUGGAGUACAAUGCGUUCUAUUUUUACACGGCAUGUGCUGCUCACUUCGGUAAUCCUACGGUCUGUCUCAGGGGACUGGAAAGGUUUUUCAAAGAAUGUAGUCUUGAGGAAAAUGAGCAUGCUCAGAAGAUCAUCGACUUCAUGAAUAUGAGGGGUCUAAAGAUCGAGUUCCAAAGCGUAGAGGCACCAGAUAUCAAAAAGUACGAGAAGACAAGCGACAUUCUUGAGGCUAGCAAAGAAUUUGAGCAAGCGGUGCUUAAAAAUAUAUUGACUAUUUCUGAAAUAGCUGCAAAGGCAGGAGAUGGAACCAUUGUUGAAUUCCUUGAGGAUUUUGUUGCCGAGCAGGUCAGAUCCAUUUCAAAGCUCAACGACUUGCAUGUCAACUGUGUCAGAUGUGGAGAUAGUGGCAUGGGAUUGUUUGUCUUUGACCAGUCACUAUUAAAGGAACAUUAA
This is a messenger RNA of Encephalitozoon hellem ATCC 50504, 531 nucleotides long. Its product is annotated as ferritin. Gene Ontology annotation, biological process: iron ion transport; intracellular iron ion homeostasis. Gene Ontology annotation, molecular function: ferric iron binding; ferrous iron binding. Gene Ontology annotation, cellular component: cytoplasm. Bases 1 to 531 code for a protein of 176 amino acids. The record is from RefSeq and is a predicted model, not a curated record. NCBI's taxonomy places the organism in Eukaryota, Fungi, Microsporidia, Unikaryonidae. The transcript has a single exon.